GUGAUGCGGUGAUCUUCUGACUUCACAGAUGAUCGAAAGAAUUGACGAAAUAUGUUCUUGUAUAGAUCACUCUUAACUUAAUUAAGUGUUCAUCCACACUUGCAAAUUUUGUAUUCUGAUUCAGCUUGAGAGCUAAUUAAUUCGGAAUUCGGUCCAAAAUUUGGAAACUCGUAUGAGAAAAGUUGUAGUUGUGUUUCAAGUUUUAUGACUUGUCGUAAUGGACAUGGACGUUGAUUCGUUGCAAGGAAGCCGUAUCAGAAGGCUUUGUCAACUUGGAACAUUUGUUGUGUUUGUGUGGUGGGCAGCAGUGAUCAAGUCAGUCAGUGCGGUGUUCACUUUCAUAUUUGGCCCAGACUACAGGCAAGCUAUGUAUGGCAAAAAUAUGAAAAAGAGCAAGUUUAUGCUUGAUAAUGGUGUCAUAGUGACUAACCAUGGAUCAUUUGGUACUGUUCCUAAGAGAGUUAUGGAGGCUCGAUGGCAAUUUCAGGAAGAGAUGGAAAAAUGUCCAGAUGCUUGGUUCAGAUACAAGGUGCAGAAUCUGUGGAACUCAUCUCUAGAAGCUAUAGCCAAGUUUGUUGGAGCAGAUGUCAAAGACAUGGUGUUUGUUGCUAAUGCAACAUCUGGUAUCAACACAGUUCUCAAGUGUAUUGAUUUUAAUGAGGGUGAUGGCAUUCUUAUAACAAAUCAAACUUAUGGUUCUGUCCAGAUGACAGCACAGGAGAUCUGCCGAGAGAAGAAAGCCAAAUUACUGGUCCUUAAUAUUACAUUUCCAACAUCAGACAUGACUGGGUCUGUUAAGUACCAUGCUACUGAGGUUGUCCAACACUAUGAGAAAGUUUUACAGGAAAACCCAAAUGUAAAGCUGGCAAUCGUAGAUUCAAUUACUAGUAUUAGCGCAUUGAAGCUUCCAGUUAAGAAGCUUACUGAGGUCUGCCAUAAGCAUAAUGUUUUGGUGUUGGUUGAUGGUGCCCAUGCUCCUGGACAAAUUCCUUUGGAUCUUAACAAGCUUGGGGCAGACUUCUUUGUUGGAAAUCUUCAUAAAUGGCUGUUCGCUCCACGUGGUUGUGCCAUACUGUGGGUGAGCCCCAAAUUCAAUGACAUCAUAGUUCCAUCAAUUGUGUCAUGGAGCCAUGACAAGAGCCUUCAGGACAGGUUCUUUCAGCAAGGUACUAUUGAUCACACACCUUACACUUCAGCUGCAACUGCUCUCAAGUUCUAUCAAGAAAUUGGUGGCAUGAGCGCCAUAACAAAGUACAACAGCCAACUUGCAUCUUGGGCUUCAACAAUGCUAGCAGAAGCUUGGGACACAGAGGUACUUCCCAUCCCAGACUCCAUACGUGCUCCAUGCAUGGCAGUCAUCCGCAUCCCAAGUGAAAUGUCUGUAGCCUAUGGUGCAACAUGUGAAGGAGCUCAUAAGAUGAUUAGCGAUGUCUACAACAAGUACAAAGUUGUUGCUACUUUUGUCAGUGUGCAGGCCUCCUUGUGGUGCCGAGUAUCAGCUCAAGUGUACAAUGUUAAGGAGGAUUACAUGCAGCUGGCUGAAGCUGUCCUCAUGUUAAAGGAGGAAUGUGUUAACGGGUAUUGUCCAGAUGUGGAGAAGGCCUCCGAGCCCAACAGAUGGUCAUGGAGUGAAGAGCCACAUUGAAAAAACCAGAUGUGUAAAAUUUUGAGUUUUUUCCUUUUGUAUUAAUGUCAUGUGAUGACUGCAUGUCAAUCAUGCUAAUUAGUAGAAAAUUAAGGUAGAUAAUUAGUAAAGGCUCUCAAAUAUCACUGUUUAUUACAACCUGUUCCAGCCAUUAGGUCAGUUGGAGAAUAGUGCAAAGAAUGUUAGCCUUUGAAUCCAGUCCUCUUCUUGUAGCUUCUUUGUAAAAACAAGAUGAGGUAAACUUAUUCAGGGAGAAACCCCUCAUCUUUUUUCUAUUUGUCAUUGUUAGCACUGUUUCUCAGCUGGCCAGAACAGACUACUGUGGUAAAUAUAUAACAGUUUAUAUAAAAUGUUGAAUUAUAAUCCGUCAUAUGUUUUCACUUGCACACGAUUCAUUUAAACGUGUCAGAUGACUGAAUACUCCCCAGCUAAAGUGCUGAAGUGCUAAAACGCGUGUUAGGAAAAUAUUUGAAGGAUUAUUAACACAAUAGCCUCCAUUUGGCGUGAAAAUUUGCUUGGAUAUUUGU
This is a messenger RNA of Orbicella faveolata, 2172 nucleotides long. RefSeq lists its product as uncharacterized. The record is from RefSeq and is a predicted model, not a curated record. Lineage: Eukaryota; Metazoa; Cnidaria; Anthozoa; Scleractinia; Merulinidae.